Molecule: messenger RNA, 2269 nt
Organism: Schistosoma turkestanicum
Lineage: Eukaryota; Metazoa; Platyhelminthes; Trematoda; Strigeidida; Schistosomatidae
Source: the annotation of a GenBank genome assembly
UUGUAAUCUGUAGCCUUGGCAACUGGAUUAGUUGUUUGGUUGUAUCCAUAUCUUUCAUUGGAAAAUUAAAAUUGGUUUGAAGCUAAUCAAGCGAAGAAUUUGUGAGUAUUUCUUUAGGGUACUUACUCCAACGGCAACUCAAAUAACUGUUCAAUUCGCAUACAACAAUUCAUAUUUUUCAUGAAACUUGAGCCUAAAAGACAGACACCGAAAAAGCAGAAAAGAAGGAGCCAACAGGAUGGUGACGAAUUCGAGCCUGUUUUUCGUGAUGAAGUAGAUGAAUAUGGGGUCCGUACGACUCUAAAGCCUGAAGACCAACUUCAGUUGACUGAACAGGAAUUAAAGGAAGAGAUUACUCGGGUUCUGACUGCCGCCAAUCCUCAUGCACCUCAAAACAUUGUGAGGUAUAACUUCAAAGAGGCCCAAUAUGUACAAGUACCUCAGGUGGAUCAAAUGGCUGUUCAUUUUUGGCAUGAAAGUUACGUGCUUUCUCUCGACUCGGAUGAAGCUAGAAGACAAGUAGCCAGAGACGUUACUAUGCCGGCUGAAGAAUCACCAUUAGAAGAAGAAGGCAAAGAGAUUGUUUCCGCUGUAAAGGAAAGUGAUGCUCAGUUACCUCAAAAGAAACUCCCCAACCAAUUCAACUUCUGUGAGCGAUCAACCCAAACAUACAAUCUUCCUCAGAGAAAUAUAGGAAACAUGACAGAGCCUCCUCCAAGGGCGAACUUUUCAGUCAACGUUACCCAGUGGGUGAUUUAUGAUGACUACAUUGAAGAUUUUGAAAGGCAGCAGGAGAAAAAUAAAGAUAAGAAAUCGGCAGGUGUGGGUCGUAAACAGGAGACCAAAACGAGCAAAAAAGUCAUUACCGGAGACAUACAGGGAGAUGAACUUAGUCGAUUUGCACAACCCCUUAAAAUUGUUGAACGGAUGAUCAAUCAGAACACACAUGAUGAAGUUGCUCAGGAUUUUAAGUACUAUGAAGACCCAUCGGACGAAUUUAGAGACAGUCAGGGUACCUUAUUACCCUUGUGGCUAUUCUCUUUUGAAAAGGCAAGAAAACUUGCUGUGACAUCACUAUGCUGGUCACCUCAGUACGAUGAUCUAUUUGCAGUUGGUUAUGGGUCAUAUGAUUUUUUGAAACAGUCUAACGGUCUCAUUUGUUUGUAUACAUUAAAAAAUCCAAGUUACCCAGAAUAUCAUUUUGAAACAGAAUCGGGCGUACUUUCAUUAGACUUACAUUCAUCAUUAUCGUAUUUGCUUUGUGUUGGAUUUUAUGAUGGAGCAGUUGGAGUUUAUAGUAUAAUUCAAGACAAAAAUGUACCAUUAUAUUUAAGUACAGCAAAAACUGGUAAACAUACAGAUCCUGUAUGGGAAGUUCGCUGGCAACCGAAUGAUUUAGAUGCAAAUUUAAAUUUUUUCUCUAUUAGUGCAGAUGGGCGAGUUACAUCAUGGACACUAAUUAAAAAUGACAUGGGUAAAUUUGAUGCAGUGAUACUAAAGAUGAUAGCAAAUUCUAAAGAAAAUAUUGAACGAUCUCGAACGAUCACGUUAGAUUGUGGUACAGCAUUUGAUUUUCAUCGUACACAGAAUCAUAUAUUCCUUGUAGCAACAGAAGAAGGAAUGGUGUUUAAAUGUAGCAAAGCAUAUACAUCUCAAUAUUUAGCCACUUAUGAAGCUCAUCAUAUGGCUGUUUAUCGUGUGGCUUGGAAUUGUUUUCAUCCUGAUAUAUUUAUUACAUGUUCAGCCGAUUGGACAGUUAAAAUAUGGGAUCAUUCAAAGAGUACUCCAAUGUUUACAUUCGAUUUAGGUUCACCAGUUGGUGAUGUUGCAUGGGCACCAUAUUCAUCUACUGUAUUUGCAGCAGUCACAGCUGAUGGUCGUGUUCAUGUUUAUGAUAUAUCAAUUAACAAAUAUGAACCUUUAUGCAAUCAAUUAGUAGUAACAAGAAAGAAUACAAAAUUAACGCAUAUUGCAUUUAAUCCAAAACAUUGUAUCAUUAUUGUAGGUGAUGAUCAUGGUCAAGUGAAUAGUUUGAAGUUAUCACCGAAUUUACGCAAAUUUCCUAAGGGAAAGAAAGGUGCUGAAGUAGUCAGAGGACCAGAUAUUGAAAUUAAAAAGUUAGAUAAAAUCUUGUCUUUGGUUGGCUAGGAUACUCAAUCAAAGGAGGAUAAAAAUAAGUGGAUGAAGAAACUCAACAUUUCUUAUGUCAUAAAUUAAAUUCAUAAACUUAGUGAAAAAUAGCCUGAAUUAUUAAUAAUGUAUCCUAAAU